AUGGUUCGGCUGCCAUUUAAUGAUAAUGUAAACAAACUUGGUGCUUCAUACCCUUCAGCCUUGCGGCGUUUUCAAUCACUUGAGAAACGUUUGGUGCAAGAUAAAGAAAUUGGAAAUGAGUACACUGCCUUUUUGCAAGAAUAUCUAGAUUUGGGUCACAUGUCGCUUGCAACCGAGUCAAAUGUUAAGGACUCGGACUUUUAUCUUCCUCACCACACUGUAGUUAAAAAAGACAGCCUGACUACCAAAACUCGGGUCGUCUUUUACGCUUCUGCUAAAACUUCUAGCGGAAUAUCCCUAAAUGACGCUCUCAUGGUCAGCCCUAAGCUGCAGGACGACUUAUUUAUUUUGCUUAUUAGAUAUCGGUCUUAUACUAUUGUUCUUACUGCAGAUAUAAAGAAAAUGUACCGUCAAAUUCGGGUACAUCCUGACGAUACCAAAUAUCAAAAGAUAUUAUUUCGAGGCAAUUUUUCUAAACCUAUUUCUACGUACAUACUUAAUACCAUCAAUUACGGCACAGCAUGCGCUUCUCAUCUUGCCAUUCGUUCUCAGCAGCAGCUCGCUAGCGACGAGGGUUACGCUUAUCCUCACGCUGCCGUAGCCCUAAAGCGCGAUUUCUACGUUGACGACCUUCUUACUGGCACAAAUACUAUUCCGGAAGCCGAAGUGUUACGCGAUGAGCUAAACGAAAUUUUGAAAAAAGGUGGCUUCAACUUACGAAAGUGGGCUUCAAAUGAGCCCUUUCUCUUAUAUAAGUGCUACGAGCACCCAGUCACGACUCAUAUGUCACUUGACCCAGGCACGUCUAUCAAAACUCUAGGCAUUCAUUGGAACGCCAGAGAGGACAGCAUAUUUUAUAGCGUAAAUGUCUGUAAGCUAAAAACAGCCACUAAACGCUCCAUUUUAUCUCAGAUAGCCAAACUGUUCGAUCCUUUGGGCUUGCUAGGUCCCGUCAUAUUACAUGCAAAAAUGAUUAUGCAAUCCUUAUGGAAAACUGGCGUCGCGUGGGACGAAUCAGUUCCAGUCAACUUGCACACGUCAUGGACUGCUUAG
Molecule: messenger RNA, 1053 nt
Organism: Microplitis demolitor
Lineage: Eukaryota; Metazoa; Arthropoda; Insecta; Hymenoptera; Braconidae
Exons: 1
Coding region: 1-1053 (350 amino acids)
Source: RefSeq, a predicted model, not a curated record